Molecule: messenger RNA, 2115 nt
Organism: Phascolarctos cinereus (koala)
Lineage: Eukaryota; Metazoa; Chordata; Mammalia; Diprotodontia; Phascolarctidae
Gene: TMEM109
Product: transmembrane protein 109
Biological process (GO): cellular response to gamma radiation; intrinsic apoptotic signaling pathway in response to DNA damage by p53 class mediator
Source: RefSeq, a predicted model, not a curated record
UCGGCUCCGAGCGCACGCGCACGCUGCUCCGCUCUGGGGCGGGCGGCUUUCCCUCGCCUCCCGCAGCGCGCAGGCGCAGAUAGUAAUUGAGGCUCCCGAGUUGAGGCGCCGAGGCCGGCCGCGGUGCGCUUAUAGCGGAUCCCCACGUGAAGGGCCGACAUCGCAGGCGCCAGUAGAGCCAUGCUGGGCUUGGACAGUGGAUUCAUGAUGGGUCGAAUUAUGCCCAAAGCACUCUUGGUGGCCUUCAUGGCCCUCCUUGUCCUGCACAUGGCAAGCUGCCAACAAGACUUCCAUUCCAGAAAACAGCAGAAGAGGGACCCCCCAGCUGAUUUCCUGUCCCAAACAGGGUCAGCUAUUCGGGAGACCAUGGACGCCUGGAUCGGGCCCGAGAUCAUGCAUGUCGUGACUGAGACCGUGUCUCAAGCUCUGUGGGCCAUCUCCUCUGCCAUCUCCGUGGCUUUCUUCGCUCUCUCUGGGAUCUCUGCACAGCUCCUGAAUGCCAUGGGGCUGAAUGGUGACCACCUUACCCAAGGCUUGAAGCUCAGCCCUGGCCAAGUACAGAGCUUCCUCCUGUGGGGAGUGGGGUCCCUCGUUGCCUACUGGGUGCUGGCGCUGCUCCUGGGCUUGCUGUUGGCUCUGCUGGGCCGCAUCCUGUGGGGCCUGAAGCUGGUCAUCUUCCUCGUGGGCUUCGUGGCCGUGGUCAGGUCUGUGCCAGACCCUUCCAUCAGGGCCCUGAUGCUGCUGGGGCUGCUGACCCUGUACGCCCUGCUAAGCCGGCUGACCGGCAGCCGGGCCUCGGGAGCCCAACUGGAGGCCAAAGUUCGGGGCCUGGAGAGGCAGGUGGAAGAGCUCCGCUGGAGGCAGCGCAGAGCCGCCAAGGUGACCCGCAGCGCUGAGGAGUGAGGGGGUGUGGGGCGGAGGCGAAGGAGCCCUGGAUGUCACUGCCGGUGUCAUCACACCAAAGAGCUGAGCUGCUUCUGGAUCCCGGAGCCCUCCGCCUGCCCCCAGCCAGGAGAUGAAGGCUGACUCCCCUGCUCUCUGCCCAUCCCUCUUGCCCUCUCCAGGGCCCUUCUUUCUAAGAGGGUCUCUGUUGUAUUGGUUCCUGAAGCUUAGCCCAGCAGGGCCAUGGAGAGUUGGGAGAGGGUCUGACCAUUCUCCAUCUCCCGUUCCUACCCUUAAAACAUACCACUGCCAUGGCCUUCACAGAGACCUCCAGACACGAGUGGCAUGGACGGGCCUCAGUGCAGCAUGCCCCGCCUCUUUCUCUCUGCUGUCCCGGGACCCCAGCCUUCGGUGCCCCUGGCCCCUCUCGCUUUUGACCCCUUCCUUGCUUCCCUUUGGCCCUCCUGGCCCAUGCCCUGCAGGCAGCCCCAUGUGUCCUGUGCACUGCCACCUGGUGGGGAGGAAACAUGAGCUGGUCCCUUGAGGAGGGCUGGAAUCAGAAGCCCCUGAGGUCUUAGGGAUUCAGAUUUGGGGCCGGGAUGGGUGUAAAAUCUGUGACAAGUGCCUUCAAUCAAGCCAGCAGUGCCUGCUUCUUGCCUGCUGUACGUUAGGAAUGUGUAUUAUGGUGUCCAGAAAGGAGGAGCCUCCCAGAAUCCUGACACCAUGCCAACCAAAGAGCCCCCGCUGAGCGAGCUAGGGAGUAUUGCAGCCUCUCCAGUCUGUUCUGGUGGUUAUUGAGUGCCCCUGGGCCUGUAAGGAGUAAGUGCCCCAUGGUGUGGAUCCAUCAGAACCCACUUGGGAUUUUGGACACUGCCCCCCCGCCCCCCAGCUCCCAACUCUUCUUUCAGGAGAACCGGGAUAGCAGCCUGAAACCAGCUGCCUUGUUACCCUCCCCUCCAGCAUCACUGCCCAGCUAGGAGGCCUGUGACUAACCCGGGAGUCUGGGAGAGGUGAGGGCAAGGGGAGAGUGGCAGCUUCUGCCAUGAAGCCUGGUGAGGGGGCCCAGCGCAGGUUAGGGCUGCAGUCUGACAGUGCCCUGAAGGAAAAUGCCCAGGGAUUGAUGAGGCAUCAGCUGCAAGUGAUCUCUAUUUUUAUUGAAGCUCUUUGGGUUUUAAAUUAAAAAAUAAAUGCACGCUAUUUUAUCUUGUUCCAUAUAAAACAUGUUUAAUCAAA